This is a messenger RNA of Coccinella septempunctata (seven-spotted ladybird), 1856 nucleotides long. RefSeq names its product hexosaminidase D-like. Gene Ontology annotation, biological process: carbohydrate metabolic process. Bases 129 to 1775 code for a protein of 548 amino acids. The record is from RefSeq and is a predicted model, not a curated record. NCBI's taxonomy places the organism in Eukaryota, Metazoa, Arthropoda, Insecta, Coleoptera, Coccinellidae. The transcript is spliced from 3 exons. Gene Ontology annotation, molecular function: hexosaminidase activity.
CAGUUUAUCUUUUCAUUCCAAAUUCCAACUCAAAUCUUUAACGAAAUUACUGCAUUAUCUUAAUUAAAUUUUUGUGUUCCAUUUGUGAUGACAACAAAUGAUUAAUAAUUUGACGUUUAUAAAUAGUUAUGAAAAAACAUAUCCCUUUUGUUGCAUACAGAAAGGUGUAUAAUUGGACGAUAAAAUAUGUUGUAUUAUUGUUUAUCUGUGCAUUGUUUGGACUGUGUUCAGUUUACAUAUACUUUUUUUAUUCGCAAUCUACGAUAGGAGAAAAUAUUAUGGACGAACCCAUUCCACUUACAAAACAGGAUCAAAAAGUAAUUUUCAAUGGAAAAAAGUUUGUUCACUUAGAUCUAAAAGGUGCUCCACCAAAAGUAACCUAUUAUGAGUAUCUUUUUCCCUUACUUGCUAAAAAUGGAGUAGCUGGUGUGGUUAUUGAAUAUGAAGACACUUUUCCGUUCAAGGGAAUUCUUCACAACGUAUCUGCCCUCAAUGCAUAUACAAGAAAAGAAAUUGAUAUGAUAAAUAACUUAGCUGAUAAAAACCGAUUGGAGAUCGUACCACUCGUCCAAACUUUCGGUCAUUUGGAAUUCGUUUUAAAAUUAGAAGAAUUUAGGGAGUUGCGGGAAGUACCUGCAUUUCCACAGGUAUUGUGUCCUUCAAAUACGAAAUCACUGCACAUUGUAAGUGAAAUGCUAACCCAAAUUAUAGAAGCACAUCCUUACACUGCAACAAUUCAUAUUGGUGCUGAUGAAACACAUUAUCUAGGAAGAUGUAAGGAAUGUAUCACAAGGAUGAAAUUCCAGAAUAUCACAGGAGAAGGAUUAUAUUUGAAGCAUAUUGAAAACGUUCGCGAUUUCCUCAGGCGAAAAUUUCCGCUUUUGAAGAUUUUAAUGUGGGACGACAUGCUGAGGAAUUUUUCAGAAGAAGAAACUGUAAAUGGUUUUGAUAAGUUGGGUAUUACACCUGUCGUUUGGCAGUACGAAACUGAUGUGUUCAACGCACUAGGACCGUCACUUUGGGGUCAGUACUCUAGACAAUUCAAAAAAGUGUGGAUUGCUUCAGCAUUCAAAGGGGCUGCAGGUGUGGAUCAAUACAUUGUUGACGUUUCUCACUACAACCAGAACCACCGUUCUUGGAUGGACGUGGUCGAAAAUUACAAAUUCUUAUUAAAAUUCGAAGCAAUCAUACUAACAGGCUGGCAAAGAUACGACCACUUCUCCAUACUAUGCGAAUUGUUGCCUGUUGCAAUUCCAUCACUCCUCAUGAAUUUGAAAAUAUUGGACGGAGAUGGGGAAAAUCGUUUUGGACCUACCAAAGAAGUCGCCCAAAUUCUGAACUGUCAACAACCCUACGCCUUGAUGGGUCCUUCGUUUGGAAGCCCCCAAUGCGCGUAUCCAGGAAGCGAUAUCUUAGAAAAUGUGUACAGACUCCACCAGCUCGAGGAAGAUUAUCGGGAGCUGAGAAAGAGUUCAAGCAUCAAGGGUUGGAUGUCGAGUUACAAUAUCCAUCAUAAUUUUUCUAGUCCGGGCCAUAUUUAUAAUAUCGCCCCGCAUUUGUCGCACUUAGGACAAGAAAUUAAGGAAAUCGAAAAUGAUAUGUCGAAGGCUUUGUUGGAAGUCUACGAUGAUUCAACGAAAAACGAAUGGAUAUUUACUUUUAUUCAACCCUUAAAGAAAGAGAUUAAUGAAUUGUUGAGGGUGAAGGACGAACUUUUAAAGAGGAAAGUUUGGCCAAGACGACCCUUCAAAUACGAGGUGCCUCAAAAAACGUGAAUCUCAGAACUGCGAUCUUUAGGAAUGUCUUUUUUAAUUUUAUAGAUAGGAUGUAAGAAAAAUUUCGAAUACACCUUUUUU